AUGAGUGAUUCCGACGAAGAAGGUCAAAUUGAAACUCAGAUCGAUGUUCCGAUCGAAGAUAUCAUAGAGGGUUCUGAAAUUGCUAUCACGACAGCUGAUAAGGAGACUUUAAAAAUGGCAAACGAACUACUGGACUCUUUAGAGCACUCACAUAGAGUCGAUCUUUCUUUGCAUUUAUACUCUGCGUACCUUUUAAAAAGACUAUUAUACAGGGCAAAUGAGAGAAAGCACUUUUACGAAGUAAACCAAUUUGUGAAGACCCAAAUUAAGGAUAAUUGGACAAGUUGGCCCAAUCCCAACACGAUCAUUGACCCUCACGUGGAUAAAUUGUACGAAGAUAUACCGGAAGGUAUUGAAAACGUAAACAUACAGCCUGGAGAGGUUUCAGACAGAGCUUUGGUUCAUGCUUCUGAUAUGAUGAGAGUGGAAUUGGAUGCUCAGUGGCAAAAAUGUCUUUCCAAAUCAGCUUUCGAGCAUGGUGUAACGGUAGAUGUAGAUGAACUGAACAUACCGAACGAAAUAUCCCGAAAUAUUCUAGUUAAACUGGAUAGUCUAUUCGAGGGACUGCAUGAUAAAAUAGCAAAGGAGAACGAAUUUGACGUAAGGCAGGACAUGCAUUCUAACAAUAUAAGGAUAAGUCAGAUAGACGACGAGCCCAUCCAGGCCAAUCGACGAAUCAAAUUCACAUACCACGACAUAAUAUCGAGAGGUUGCGAAAUGAAUGAAGAUAUGACAGAUAUAUAUAUGAAAUCGUUGGAAUUAUACAACGAUAUUCCAGAAAAGUUCAAAAAAGGAAAGUUUAAAUUACCUAAGCAGACGUUAAAAAAGUAUAACCAGCCCAAGAAGACUAAUUCAUGUUUGAAAGAGUUGUUAAGCAAGACAAGAGAAAACUACAUACCUGUGGAAAAGUUGCUAAAGGACAAAAGGUUGACAUCAAAAGAUAAAUCCAAACUACAACAAUUAAAUCGUAAAGAAACUGAAGAUGCUUUAAACAAGAGGACCUUUUUCCAGGUCAAAGGCUAUUCAAUGGAUGAGGAUGAGCUCUCUGAUUACGACUUGGAUGACUGUCUCAUAAAACUGCCCAAUGACAAAGCCUGA
Messenger RNA from Saccharomyces eubayanus, 1098 nucleotides. RefSeq names its product Rrn9p (gene RRN9). The record is from RefSeq and is a predicted model, not a curated record. The transcript has a single exon. Lineage: Eukaryota; Fungi; Ascomycota; Saccharomycetes; Saccharomycetales; Saccharomycetaceae. Bases 1 to 1098 code for a protein of 365 amino acids.